This is a messenger RNA of Thelazia callipaeda (thelaziosis nematode), 3258 nucleotides long. NCBI's taxonomy places the organism in Eukaryota, Metazoa, Nematoda, Chromadorea, Rhabditida, Thelaziidae. The record is from the annotation of a GenBank genome assembly.
AUGCAAAUUUUUUGCAGAAAAGUUAAGGAUAUUUGUAAAGAAGAAAAGCUGGAGGAAAAAAGCAACAAACUGGAGGAAGUUGAUCUCAGUGAUCAGCAUGGCCUCAUUGCCAUGACGGAAGCGCAUAACAAAGUUGUUGAUUCAAGUUCGGUUUUACCGUUAGAAAAAAAUGGUAUAGCACCAAUGAAGAAAACAUCGAAAAAUGUUACGUGUACAAAAUCAACAGCUUGUUUUUUAUUUUUGAUAGCGCUGAUAUCGAUGAUCUUAUCAUCGUUUAUCACCUACUGGCUAACGAAAGAAGCAUAUGAUCGGUCAAUUCAGAUCAGGCCAUUUAUCGAAGAGCAAAGCGCACUAGUGAAUUCAACUAUGGAUGAAUUUAUGAUUGAGGAAGAUUCUACGGGUCCUUCUGCUGCUGAAUUACGACUACCAAAAUCUAUUAUACCUAUAUGGUAUAAUUUGACAUUAAAAGCAUACUUGCCUGGUUAUGUAGAAAUUCCUGCAAACAAGAAUUUGACCUUCGAAGCCGCACUUAUUAUCAAAUUUCGAGUAGAUGAAUCAACGGAUAGAAUUGUUCUCAAUGCACUGAAACUGAAUUUUCCUGAUGAUUUAGAAAAGAUCAAAAUUUUACAAGAUACAGUUGCUCAAGCAAAAACAGAUGAAAAUUUUGAAAUGGAUCAAAUGACCGCUACUGAAAGUGAUAUGCAUAAUUUAGCAUUUACUUCUAAAACAGAAAACUUUGAUCGGCCAAAUGAAACUAAAAAACAACAACCAAUUAGUACAAAAACAAUAGCUAAUGUUCAGGUAAGAGAAAUUGUAAUCAACGAAACAUUGGAAAUGAUAACAAUGUAUCUCAGUGGUUCGCUUAAUGCAAAUGAACAAUAUUACAUACAAAUGCCAUAUACAGGUCCAAUUGAUCUGAAACUUGCUGGAUUAUACUUGAAUCGAUAUCAGGACAAUCAUGAACGAACAAGGUAUGCAGCGGUGACACAAAUGGAACCAACAGAUGCACGUCGAAUGGUUCCUUGUUUUGAUGAACCUGAAUUCAAAGCAGUCUGGAGAAUUAAGGUCAUUCAUCCUGCAGGCACUUUCGCUGUUUCAAAUGGAAUAGAAUUAAAAAAUGCUGAAAAAACGGAUAAUCCUGAUUGGGUAGUUACUUCCUUCAUGGAAUCGCCACCAAUGUCAUCGUAUUUGCUAGCUAUAGCAAUCACGGAUUUUGCUUUCAUCGAAGGCAUUACAAAAAAGGGCACGAGAUUCCGAAUUUGGUCUCGUGAAGAAGCUGUAAACCAGACAGCUUACGCACUUCGUGCUGGAAUUGCAGCUUUAGAAUUUUAUGAAAAUUAUUACAACAUUCCAUUUCCACUUAAAAAACAAGAUAUGAUGGCUUUACCAGAUUUUGCCGCGGGAGCAAUGGAAAAUUGGGGCUUAAUCACAUAUCGUGAACAGUAUUUACUGUAUGAUGAGCGACUGUAUUCACCGUAUCAAAAAGCAAGUGUUGCUCUAGUAGUAGCUCAUGAACUAGCUCAUCAGUGGUUUGGUAAUUUGGUAACUAUGAAAUGGUGGAAUGAUUUGUGGUUGAACGAAGGUUUUGCUACAUUUAUGCAAUAUUUAGGAGCAGACGCAAUAAGUAAAGGACACUUUCGUAUGACUGAUUAUUUCUUGCAAGACGCUGUACAACUAGCUUAUCGACGUGAUGGACAAGCAACUUCCCAUCCCUUAUCAUUUCCUAUUGAUAAAGCAGAGGAUGUUAGCGAAGCAUUUGAUUCUAUUACUUAUGAUAAGGGUUCUGCAAUAAUUUAUAUGAUUCAACAUGUUAUGGGAUCAGAAGUUUUCAAGAAAGGUUUAAAUGAUUACUUAGAAAGCUAUAAGUACAAUAAUGCUGAUCAUGAUGACUUAUGGAGUGCACUAAAUAAAGUUGUACCAGAAUCUUUACUUUCGUGGGAAGGUGAAAGACUUGAUAUUCGAGAUUUUGCUUCUAAAUGGACUCAGCAGAUGGGUUAUCCUAUAGUUGAAGUAUACCGGAUUGAUGAUAACAAAAUUGAUUUACGUCAAAAACGCUUUAAAUGGGAUGCGGAUGCUCUUGAACGUAAAAAAUUCCGCAAUGCUAAAUUUUGGUAUAAAUAUGAUAUUCCAAUUUGGUAUUCAUUAAAUGGACAAGAAAUGCCAAUGACUUGGCUACAUGAAUCUCAAGAACUGGAUGUAAGCCGAAAUGAUUUACUAAUUUUAAAUUCCGGUUCAAAAGGAUUUUAUCGUGUUAAUUAUAAUUUGGAGUUAUGGCAAAAAAUAAUUGAUAAAUUACACACUGAUCCAAAGCAAAUUGACGUGCGUUCACGUGCCCAAAUAAUAAACGACGCUUUUUCUCUUGCUGAAGGCAAUUUUAUUUCAUACGAAAUUCCUCUAAAUUUGACAAAAUAUUUAUCAAUGGAGGAAGAAUUUUUACCAUGGAGAAUGGCUUUAAUUGGUUUCAGUACUAUUGUUUCAAAUUUUAAUGAUGAACCCGAAACACAACACGUUAGAGAUUAUUUGAAUUCACUGAUUAGUCCAAUGUAUAAUCGAAUUGACUGGAAAACGUUGGAAACUUCAUAUUUAGACGAAACGAUGUUUUUUGAAAAUGAAUUACAAUAUGAAAUUAUUGGACAAAUGUAUCAUUUACGGGCUAUAAAUUGUACAGAAAGAUUGUAUGGGUUAUUCCAGAAAAUGCUUAUGGAUGAAUGUCAAGAUCAACAUGCAAUGAGCAGUGAAUGUAGCAAAGUUCCAGUACCCAUUCGUCUACAAGUAUAUUGUGAAGGAGUAAGAGUGGGUGCAGAAAGAGUAUGGAAUAAAAUGUUUGAUUUGUACAAAAAUGAACGAGUUCAAGUGGAACGCAAUCGUUUGUUACGAGCUCUUACGUGUUCUCGUGACUCAUUUACUCUCAAAACACUAUUAAAGUUAGCCUCAAAUUUGAACGAUUCAUCAAUCCGAUUACAAGAUACACCAACUGUGUUUGCAAGUGUAGGGGUUGGAGAUGUUGGACGUUUGAUCAUUUUUGAUUAUUUUCAAGAUAAUUGGGCUCAAAUUCAUAAUGACAUGAAGGAUCAGCAAACUCUUUUACGGAAAGUAAUAUCCAGCUCAACAUUAAUAUCAAAUGAAAGACGAAUUAGUCAACUCGAAACUUUCAUUAAAAAAUAUCGGAAGGAUACGAGUAAAUUGGACGUAUUUGGACAACGAUUGGAAGAAGGAAGAACUGCUAAGGUCGGUUUACUGAAUCGCUUUUCAUUUUGA